AUGGCCGCAGCUGGGAGUGACAGCUAUGCCCAUUUCUAUUCCCACUAUGCACAGCAGAAGUACAGCAACAUCCGCUGUUACUGGGAAACACAACCCAUAGGCUGCAUGAGGAUCAGCUGCGCAUUCCAUCAUAGCAAACCUCGUCAUAUAAAUGGACUUUUUUUGCCACCUAGCAACAAUGCCCCAUUACAACAGGGUGUCCAAGAAGGGAUUCUGCAUCCAGCCCAUCGUCAAGAACCACUCAGAACUCAAGAGACUGUUUUAAGACCAAUUCACCCUCCACUGAUCAUAAACCUCAACGACGAAGAGGAUGAAGAGGACGAUACGGAGCAGGAUGAAGAGACUCGUAAAGAUAAUCCUCUAAAAAUACUUCCUACAGAUGUUUCCAAUUGGGUGCCUAAGACUGCUGCAGAUGUUGAAGAGGAAAGAGCAAUAAAGGACAUAUGCUACAAAUCUGGAGAGUAUUACAGGAUUCAGUACCCUCACGAACACCAAUCAACCACAACUGUGUCUUCACCUCGGGAAAAUGAGCCAUUACCCUUGGAAGCUACCGAGCGAGACGUGCAGAAAGAAACAAACCAGACUGAGCUGGUAAAGAACCAUCACGGUAAAGAAGCAAAGGAAGAGAAAUGGAUUUCUGAGAAGCCAAGAAAUUCACCUACUACAGGAACAGGCAAAGGAAUUCACACUUCAGAGCCCAAAGUAAAACCAAGUUACCAACACAGGGGUCAAAGUAAGGAUGAUGAAACUGCUCCUUCCAUGCCUUACGUGAGAGACACUGGAAGAAAGACUUAUUUCAAUUCUUCAGAACCUCAAAGAUCAGCAUAUGUAGUCUACCGAACCGUCACCCAGGAACCAAAGUUCAAUGGAUCGACAGACAAACAUACUUCAGGAUCUUACAGUGCACCAACUUGGAGGAAAAGAAAUCCACGUGCAAAAACGUUCUCCAGGUUUAAAACAACCAUUCAGAGCCAGGAAGGCACGGAAGUGAACAGAAAAGGAGAACGAUAUGUAGACAGGAGAUGA
Molecule: messenger RNA, 1026 nt
Organism: Nipponia nippon (crested ibis)
Lineage: Eukaryota; Metazoa; Chordata; Aves; Pelecaniformes; Threskiornithidae
Source: RefSeq, a predicted model, not a curated record